AUGUCACCAAACGAAAAAAAUCUUUCGGAAGAACUUGUUCAUGAACCAUUAAGUAAUAAUACAACUUCUAGCACCAUGAAUGAUACAAAUAACAUUGUUAUAAUAGACGAUAAUAAUAAAUUAAAUGAAGCGAUCCGUAGUAUAAAAGACGAUCCAGAAGCCAACAAAGCCCAAGAAAUAAGAUUAUCGGCGUUUGCGGUAUUUUUAGCAGCUUUAGAUCAAACAAUUGUUUCGACAGCAUUACCUGCAAUAGCUUCAGAAUUUAAAGCAUUAGAUCAAAUCGCUUGGGUUGCAACAGCUUAUCUACUAACAAUGACUGCUCUUCAAACAACUUAUGGAAAACUUUCAGACAUUUUUGGUCGUAAAUCAACGUUUUUAUUUUCAAUAAUAAUAUUUGAGAUUGCCAGUUUAUUAUGUGGAUUGGCGCCAAAUAUGGAAGCAAUGAUAAUAUUUCGUGCACUUGGUGGAAUUGGUGGUGGUGGUAUUAUAAGUCUUGUCAUAAUAAUUAUUUCUGAAAUUGUUCCAACACAAGAUCGUGGUAAAUAUCAAGGAUUGAUUGGUGCAUGUUUUGGUAUCGCUUCCGUUGUUGGCCCUUUGUUAGGAGGUGCUUUUACGGACCACGUGACUUGGAGAUGGGCAUUUUAUAUUAACUUACCACUUGGAGUUGUAACAAUUGUAACUGUUGUAGCAUUUUUGAAGUUACCAGGACCAACCGGAUCAUUACUAGCCAAAUUAAAAAGAGUCGAUUAUUAUGGCACAGUGAUGAUUAUGGUUGCUACAAUUUUACUAUUAUUGUCAUUGAGUUGGGGUGGUAGUCAAUAUGCUUGGAAUUCUGCUAUAAUAAUAUCGCUACUAUGUGUUGGGGCUUUAUGUUUUGUUGCUUUUGGAUUAAUCGAAUCGAAGAUUGCACUUGAACCUGUUGCACCACCCCAUUUAUUUAAGAAUUUAAAUAUUGUUGCAAGCUUUGCAGUAAAUUUCUUUCAUGGAAUGGUAUUUUUUGGCUUUAUAUAUUAUGCUCCGCUUUAUUUCCAAAUUGUAAAGGGUGAAUCAGCUACUGCAUCAGGGUUAGAAUUACUUCCUUAUAUAUUAGGAGUUGUGUUUUCAUCUAUAAUAAUAGGACAAUUAGUAUCACGAACAAACGUAUUUUCUUUUAGAACAAUUUGUAUGUUUGGAGCUGUCUUGGUUGUUGUAGGAUCAGGAUUAAUUACUACAUGGACAGAAACUACUGAACGUGGACCACAAAUUGGAUAUAUGUUAAUUACUGGUUUUGGCGUUGGAUCAAUUAUGCAAACUACAAUAUUACUUGGUCAACAGAUUGUAUCUAUAAACGAUUUAGCGCCCACUACUGCUUUAUUGUUAUUCUUUAGAUUUAUUGGGGCUGUAUUUGGUGUAGCAGUUAUUGGUACAAUAUUUCAAAAUAAAUUGGAGGAAAACGUUGAUGCACUUAAUUUGCCACCAGAUGUUCCAGUAGAUUUAAUAAAACAAUCUGUUGAAUUUAUCUUACAUUUACCUGAUCCAAUACGAGGACUGGUAAUAAGUGCUUAUGUCAGAGCAUUACAUGUAGCUUUUAUCGCAAUUGUACCACUUGGUGGUGUUACACUUAUUUCUUCCUCAUUUUUGGGAAGUCAUAAACCGAUAAUAAGUGAUGGUAAACUUGGUGAACUGGCUCUUUAA
This is a messenger RNA of Entrophospora sp. SA101, 1674 nucleotides long. NCBI's taxonomy places the organism in Eukaryota, Fungi, Glomeromycota, Glomeromycetes, Entrophosporales, Entrophosporaceae. The record is from the annotation of a GenBank genome assembly.